This is a messenger RNA of Phytophthora infestans T30-4, 1706 nucleotides long. RefSeq names its product N(2),N(2)-dimethylguanosine tRNA methyltransferase, putative. Gene Ontology annotation, molecular function: RNA binding. Bases 78 to 1706 code for a protein of 542 amino acids. The record is from RefSeq and is a predicted model, not a curated record. Gene Ontology annotation, cellular component: nucleus. The transcript is spliced from 2 exons. Gene Ontology annotation, biological process: tRNA N2-guanine methylation. NCBI's taxonomy places the organism in Eukaryota, Oomycota, Peronosporomycetes, Peronosporales, Peronosporaceae.
UGCAGUGCAUGCUUGGCCGUCUGACGCUGCUCUCUCUGUCCCCACGCUCCCACUCUCUCAGAAGACUAAACAGAGCCAUGCCUUCGUCAUCUGCUGCGUCGCUGGCACAGACGCUACAGAAUAAGGCGGCACCGCCCGGCCAUAAGAUCAUUCGCGAGGGUAAUGGAGUUAUGAUCUUCUCAGAGCAAAACCAGGUCUUCUACAACCCCGUGCAGGUACUCAACCGUGACCUCAGUAUCACCAUGAUCUCCGAGUUUGCGCGUACCCGCGCACGUGAGCAACUAACUAGGGAAGCACGUAAAGCAGCAAAUGCAGCAGGUGAAAGCGCUUCGUUUGUACCCAAGGAGUACACGGAUGAGGAGAUCGAGAAGCACCUGGCCGAUACUGCCGAAGACAAGGGCAUCCGCAUAUUUGAGGCGCUCUCAGCUUCAGGUCUGCGCUCUAUCCGCUACUUUCAGCAGAUUCCAGGUGUCAAAUCCAUCCUUGUGAACGACAUGGACCCUGCAGCUGUAGAGAACAUCAAGCGCAACGUUGUGUUCAAUGAGCUGCCACUGGAUCGCGUCAUCCCCAAUGAGGCAGACGCUACUGACGUCAUGUACAACCACAGGAAACCUGCGGACCAAUUCGAUGUCAUUGACUUAGACCCAUACGGAUCCGCCUCGAUCUUCUUGGACAGCGCCGUACAGAGCGUCAGCAACGGUGGUCUGCUCUGUGUGACGUGCACGGACAUGCCCGUGCUAUCAGGCAAGCAGCCCGAAGUCUGCUUUUCGCGUUAUGGAGCGCUACCCAACAAGUCGCACUACCUGCACGAGAUGGCACUUCGUAUGGUACUGCAGACGAUCGAGUCGUCGGCCAACCGCUACGCGCGCCACAUUGUGCCUGUCGCGUCGUGCAGCAUCGACUUCUACGUGCGUGUGUUCGUCCGUGUGUAUAAGUCGCCGGUAAAUGUCAAGAAGGCGAUGACCAAGCUCUCGCACGUUUACCAGUGCGUCCAAUGCGAGAGCUUCCACCUACAGCCACUUGGUGUGUCUAACGGAAACAGCUACCACGCCUCUCGCGGCCCGAUCGUCGGUCAGGAGUGCGACCAGUGCAAGGGUAAGUACAAGAUGGCGGGACCGAUCUGGUCGGCUCCUCUUCACAGCCGCGACGUCGUGCUGAAGAUCCGCGACCGUGUUGAAAUGAGCACGUCCGAGUUCCCUACAAAGCCUCGUCUACAUGGACUCCUGACUACAAUCUCCGAGGAACUCGUGGACGCCCCGCUGCACUACACUCUUCCGGGCCUGUGCAAGGUCCUGCACUGCUCCAACCCGCGUAUGUCACAGAUCCAGGGCGCCAUUCGCCGUGCUGGUUACGAAGUCUCGCAGUUCCACAAGGUGCCGGAUGCUGUCAAGACCACUGCACCCAACGACGUUAUCUGGGAUAUUAUGCGCUGCUGGGUGAAGAAACAUCCAUUGAACAAGAAGCGCGACGGCGAGGAGACCCCAGGUAGUCGCAUUCUAGCUAAGGAGCCUAAGUUCGAGGCCAACUUCUCCUCCAAGCGCCCGGGUCCGAAUGACAAACCGAAGGCGCUGCGUUUCCCUUUGAACCCAGAGCCGAACUGGGGUCCAAAGGCACGUGCUGUCGGCAACCGCGUCGACAACGCCCCUGCUGCGAAAAGCGAGGACAAGGUAGAAGAACCAGACGCGAAGAAAGCCAAGACAGAGUAA